Messenger RNA from Oncorhynchus mykiss (rainbow trout), 3719 nucleotides. Its product is annotated as pinopsin-like. Gene Ontology annotation, cellular component: membrane. Gene Ontology annotation, biological process: visual perception; G protein-coupled receptor signaling pathway. Gene Ontology annotation, molecular function: G protein-coupled receptor activity. NCBI's taxonomy places the organism in Eukaryota, Metazoa, Chordata, Actinopteri, Salmoniformes, Salmonidae. The record is from RefSeq and is a predicted model, not a curated record.
UUCGGAGUUGCUUCACCUGAUGAAGGGAUGUUGUUUUUCAGCUAACAGUGAACGAACUUUCACUUUUUUAGUGGUGUCCUUUUUCUCUCCAGCCCAUGAGCAGAGUUGGAUGUGAGUAAACACUACAAUGUUUCACGCGGCUGUUUGUGCUCCUCUCGUGAUGGGCUGACAGAGACAGAGAGACCAAACCAAAUGGAUUAUCUUUCCUCCAAACUCCACCGGUCACCUGUAGAGUAACUAACGGGCCGGUAUGAUAGUGUCUAACGUUAGUCUGAGCUGCGGCGUGAGCUGCCCAUGGGGAGUCAGUGACGGUAAGACGGUGGUCACGCAGGGAGGAGGCUCAGGUUCUCUGAGUCCUACGGGACAUCUCGUGGUGGCAGUGUGUCUGGGGUUCAUAGGUACAUUCGGUUUCCUCAACAACCUCCUGGUGUUAACGUUAUUCUGCCGGUACCAUACGCUGCGCUCGCCCAUCAACGUCCUGCUGUUGAGUGUGUGUGUUUCGGACCUGCUGGUCUGCGUGCUCGGGACACCGUUCAGCUUCGCUGCUGCUACGCAGGGCAGGUGGCUGAUCGGUAGGGCGGGAUGCGUCUGGUAUGGCUUCAUCAACUCCUGUUUGGGUAUCGUGUCUCUGAUCUCCCUGGCAGUGCUGUCCUAUGAGCGUUGCUGUACCAUGCUGUGUCGGAUGCAGGCGGAUGGUACUGACUUCGGUACAGCGGUGGCCGGAGUGUGUUUCUCCUGGGUAUGCGCCCUGGCCUGGACACUGCCCCCGCUGCUGGGCUGGAGCAGCUAUGGCCCUGAGGGACCAGGAACCACCUGUUCAGUGGACUGGAGGACCCAGACACCCAACAACAUCUCCUACAUCGUCUGUCUGUUCACCUUCUGUCUGUUACUGCCUUUCUCUGUCAUAAUGUACAGCUACGGCAAGCUGCUCAGCGCUAUCAAACAGGUGAGCAAUGUGAGCACGGCGGUAACCCGUCGUCGUGAGCAACGUGUGCUGGUGAUGGUGGUAACCAUGGUAACGUGUUACCUGUUGUGUUGGCUGCCGUACGGUGUAGCGGCCCUGCUGUCGACCUUUGGCCCUCGCAACCUUUUGACCCCUGAGGUCACCAUAGUCCCCUCUCUGCUGGCCAAGACAUCUACAGUCAUCAACCCUGUUAUAUACAUCUAUAUGAACAGACAGUUCUACAGGUGUUUCAAGGCUUUGCUAAGAUGUUCUACUCCUGACCGAAGCUCCAGUUUGAAGGCGUCGUCACCGGCGACCAAAACUCUCGGGACCGUUCGCAAUGGAAACGGACACGGCGUGCCGGUUGUUUUGGCGUCAGUAGGCCCUCCCACUCCGACUGACUCUGCCAACAGUUCCUUAGUGGUAGCGGAUAACCUGCCACCGUCACCUCCCAAAAUCCCUCCCCCGGUCCAAACCACGCCCCCUCUCCAAAUCACUCCCCCGGUCCAAACCACGCCCCCUCUCCAAAUCCCUCCCCCGGUCCAAACCACGCCCACUGCCACUCCCAAACCAAGACUGACCCUCGUAGCUCACUACAAUGGAUAAAGAGAGAAAGGCUUUGUGUUCCCACGACAUGAUGUACGUUAAGAGUAAGAAGGAGAUAUGUCAUGGUAAGAUGGAGGUCUCUCUGAGUAGUAGUCAUUUGAAGCUGUGCAGUAGGUGGUUUUGUUCUUAUCAAUGUGAAUGAUCAGAUCUGUUAGAGGUGAGGAUAAAGUCCCCAGGAGUCACACACACACACACACACACACACACACACACACACACACACACACACACACACACACACACACACACACACUGGCAUGCAUAUACACAGUAACCAGUGGAAUUAUUUGUAAAUGAAUUGUUGAUUAGAUCAAUGAUGGUGAAAAUGUUUAUUUUGAGCACAAAAUUAUUUCUCUGAUGGCUCAGGUCAGGAACAUUGUUCCAGGGUAAGCUGAUCCUAGAUCUGUGGCGAUGAGCAACUUCAACCUGAAGUAGUCUCUCUAGACAGAUGGGUUGCCUCCCACAAUGUACCAAUGUUCAAGCUUAACAUGCCUGUUUGUAUACAACAUCAGUUUGACAUAGAGGAAAGGGCCAUUCGGCUUUCUUACAAAUCUAAUCAAAUCAAAUUGUAUUUGUCACAUGCACUGAAUACAACAGGUGUAAACCUUACAGUGAAAUGCUUACUUACAAGCCCUUAACCAACAAUGCAGUUUUGACACCGCCUGGUAUAGAGGUCCUGGGUGGCCACAGUCACUGCCUUAUCCGCUUGUUGCCAUACUGUAAACAUCCCCCAGACACAAAAUGGUAGCUAGCAAAAUGGAGUUCAGGGAGUUUUUUUUAAUGCGGGCAUUUUGCAAGGGGCUAGUUUGCAUCAACUACCUUCACUAAAACCACUGCAAAUGUUUUGCUUUCGAAUCGGGACGUUCUGGCAUGUCUGCCUCGUGAUUUGUUGGGAGAGUUGUCUGUCUGAAGAGGACCGCCCCCGGAUAGUUUUCCUUUUUUUAAUUUUCUUGAGGUUUACCAAGAGAAUCCGUCAUUAAUCCCAGUGCUGUUGCUGCCCUUUGUCUGAGAUUUCCGAGAUUAAACCUGAACGUGAAGGAUUAGCAUGUUAGCAUUUGGUUUCGAGAGUAAGCAUGCUAGCAACAAGACAAGCAUUAGCGCAUUAGCCUGUUUGUAUUGGGCUUGAAUGGAGAAUUAGUAUGCCAGCAAUGAAACAAGCGUGAGUCUGUUUGUAUUAGAUUUGAAUGGAGACAUAGCAUGCUAGCAAUGACAAAAAUAACUAUUUGCUUUGGGUUUGAAUGAAUGAUUAGCAUGCUAGGGGUAGACCUUACAGUCAGAGAUGGGGAAUCAGCACACCAGCACCUGAGAGGAUUUAAUUAAAAAACACAUUAGCUAUGUCACAACAACAAAUUACACCAAGCUACAAAAAUAGGGCAAGCUUGUUCUUUUAUUCACUAUUAGCUACAUUAAUUAAUAGUAUGUUUUAGCUAUGCAGGAACAUUUCAGAGAGACUGUUUUUUGGCAGAGAACAUAUUAUUUGAUUAGGUUUUUGAUUAUGUUUUGUUGCCUGAAGAGCAGGAUAUUCUGUGCAUUUAGUUGAUAUAAGGAUUAUUGAUGGGUUCUCUGACCCUGUUUCCAUGCUUCGUACAGAAGCACUGAUUGAAGAUUUGAUACACAAGGGGAUUUGAUACAGUGUGUUAAGCAUUUCAUAAUAAGAUAAUUUGAAGUAACAUUUUGUGCAAUUAUAAAUGUUUAUAUAUACUGUAUAUAUAUAUAUAUAUAUCCCAGAGAGAAGAAGAUAAGUCUGUCUGUACAGCCUCUUACAGAGGAUUGGAGAAGGGAAGAGAAGCGGGGAGAGGAGAAGGGAAGAGAAGCAGGGAGAGGAGAAGGGAAGAGAAGAGACGAGACAAAGGAGAAUAGAAGAGAGGCGAAUAGAAAAGGAGAGGAGAGGAGAGACAAGGACAUGUUCUCGCUCCCUAUCACCCCUCAUCUCUUUCAAAUAUAUUCCUCUCCACUCUUUCUUUCUGCUUCCUCUCUUAUUUGAAUUCACAGCUGUCAGAUUAAACCAUGCAUUAUUAACUGAGUUACAGUUUAGGGAAGAGAAUACAUGAAAUGCCCCAUCGGGGCAUAAAGGAGAUAAUGUAGUAGAUACUAUAGUAGAUAAUAUAGUACAUAAUAUAGUAGAUAAUAAAGUAGAUAAUAAAGUAGAUAAUAUAGUAGAUAAUAAAGU